Elephantulus edwardii (Cape elephant shrew) is the source of this 3864-nucleotide messenger RNA. RefSeq names its product collagen, type XXII, alpha 1 (gene COL22A1). Bases 1 to 3864 code for a protein of 1287 amino acids. The record is from RefSeq and is a predicted model, not a curated record. Lineage: Eukaryota; Metazoa; Chordata; Mammalia; Macroscelidea; Macroscelididae. The transcript is spliced from 59 exons.
AUGGCACGGGUGUUGCAGGACUUUGUUGGUACUUGGGUCUCCAUCCGGCUGGACGGCGAGAACAAGGCGGUGGAGUACAACUCCGUGGGCGUCAUGGAGGAUGCCGUCAGGGUGGUCUUCCGAGGACCCCGGGUCGAUGACCUCUUUGACCGUAACUGGCACAAGAUGGCCCUGAGCGUCCAGGGCCAGAGCGUGUCCCUGUACAUUGACUGCGCGCUGGUGCAGACGCUGCCCAUCGAGGCCCGUGAGAACAUCGACAUCCGUGGGAAGACGGUCAUCGGCAAGCGCCUCUACGACAGCGUCCCCAUUGACUUUGACCUGCAGUGGAUUGUCAUUUACUGUGACUCGCGACAUGCUGAGCUGGAGACUUGCUGUGACAUCCCUUCUGGUCCGUGCCAGGUGACCAUCGUGACAGAGCCUCCGCCUCCUCCCCAGCAGCCCCCCACCUCUGGCAGUGAACAGAUUGGGUUUUUGAAGACCAUCAACUGCUCCUGCCCAGUUGGAGAAAAGGGUGACAGGGGCUUCGAUGGCCCGGUGGGACUCCCUGGUCCAAAGGGAGAAAUUGGGCCGGUUGGAAUGCCUGGACCCAAAGGAGAGAAAGGAGACUCGGGCAGAGGGCCUUUCGUCCAAGGAGAAAAGGGUGAGAAGGGCUCCCUGGGCCUGCCUGGACCCCCCGGGAGAGACGGCAGCAAAGGCAUGAGGGGGGAACCAGGAGAGCCGGGCGAGCUGGGGCUUCCUGGCGAGGUGGGCAUGCGGGGCGCCGAGGGACCCCCUGGACUUCCGGGACCCCCUGGACAUGUCGGAGCUCCUGGUCUCCAAGGAGAGCGUGGUGAAAAGGGCUCCCGAGGAGAAAAGGGGGAACGAGGCCUGGAUGGAUUCCCCGGGAAGCCAGGAGAGGCAGGACCGCAGGGGAGAGCUGGUCCUCCCGGCGUGGCAGGUCCCCAAGGAGAGAAGGGUGACGUGGGACCUGUAGGACCUCCUGGUAUACCAGGCUCUGUGGUGCAGAAAGCGGGCCUGAAGGGCGAACAGGGAGCUCCCGGACCUCGAGGUCACCAGGGCCCACCUGGCCCACCAGGCGCUCCGGGUCUCAUCGGCCCAGAAGGCAAGGAUGGGCCUCCAGGUUUGCCAGGUCUUCGCGGGAAGAAAGGUGAGAUGGGCCCUCCUGGACUGCUGGGACCACAGGGCCCCCCAGGACCACCUGGUGUCCCAGGACCCCCAGGACACGGAGGCCCCCCGGGCUUGCCGGGCGAGAUCGGCUUCCCAGGAAAAUCGGGGCCUCCAGGACCAGUGGGGCCACCUGGGAAAGAUGGACUGGAUGGAGCACCUGGCCUGCCAGGACCCAAGGGGCAGCCAGGUGAAAGAGGAGAAGAUGGUCCCCCAGGGAGACCUGGCCUUCGGGGUGACGUUGGAGAGCAGGGCCUGGCAGGCCGACCUGGAGAGAAGGGAGAAGCAGGUCUCCCAGGUGCUCCGGGAUUCCCAGGUUUGAGGGGAGUGAAAGGAGAGCAGGGAGAAAAAGGUGAACUGGGACUUCCAGGACCGAAAGGCAGCCCAGGAGAAAAGGGUGAAGCUGGCCCGGCAGGUCCCCCUGGAUUACCUGGAACUACCUCCCUGUUCACACCACACCCGAAGGUGCCGGCCGAACAGGGCCCCAGAGGAGAGAAGGGCGAUGCGGGCAUGCCUGGAGAGCCGGGACCUCAGGGCCAUCCUGGAGAAUUGGGGCCUCGGGGACCACCGGGACCGCCGGGUGCCAAGGGACAAGAAGGAGCCCAUGGCCCCCCCGGAGUGGCUGGAAACCCGGGUGCUCCUGGAUCUGUGGGCCCCCCAGGCCCCAGUGGUCCCCCAGGAAGUGUGGGCCCCCCUGGCACCAGAGGCCCCCCGGGGAAAGAUGGAGAGCGCGGUGAAAAGGGCUCAGUGGGUGAAGAAGGAAGCCCAGGGCCAGCUGGGCCCAGGGGUGACCCUGGUGCUCGCGGGCUCCCUGGAGCCCCUGGCAAAGGCAAGGAUGGAGAGCCGGGACUUCGUGGACCACCUGGGUUACCUGGGCCCCUGGGAAGCAAGGGUGACCGAGGUACACCUGGGAUCCCUGGCUCUCCUGGCAGCCGUGGUGACCCUGGCAUUGGGAUUGCUGGCCCCCCUGGGCCUGCUGGACAACCAGGAGAGAAGGGACCCAUGGGAUCUCGAGGUUUACCUGGCUUCCCAGGGCCCCAGGGACCAGCUGGCCAGGACGGCAUACCGGGGAAUCCAGGAGAAAGGGGUCCCCCUGGCAAACCAGGUGCCUCUCCGCUGUUGUCUCCAGAGGACAUAAAGCUGUUGGUUAAGGAUGUGUGCCAUGACUGUCCUCCUGGCCCCCCAGGCCUCCCUGGUCUGCCAGGAUUUAAGGGGGACAAAGGACUCCCUGGAAAGCAAGGGAGAGAAGGCACAGAAGGGAAAAAGGGAGACACUGGGCCCAGAGGUCUCCCAGGAGCCCCAGGACUACCUGGACCACAGGGAAGUAAAGGAGAGCACGGCGUAGAUGGGGAGGUUGGACAGAAAGGUGAUCAGGGCCAUCCUGGAAUUCCAGGUUUCAUGGGGCCCCCAGGGAAUCCUGGACCACCGGGAGCGGAUGGAAUUGCGGGAGCUGCUGGACCACCAGGAAUCCAAGGGCCUCCGGGGAAGGAAGGCUCAGCUGGACCCCCGGGCCCCCCUGGAUUACCAGGCAUCCCAGGAGAAGAAGGCAAAGAGGGCAGAGAUGGAAAACCGGGGGCCCCUGGAGAGCCGGGCAAAGCUGGAGAGCCGGGCCUGCCAGGACCAGAGGGAGCACGAGGCCCACCUGGUUUCAAGGGACACACAGGCGAUUCUGGUGCCCCUGGCCCCCGGGGAGAGCCUGGUGCCAUCGGUCCCCCUGGCUGGGAAGGGUCUCCAGGAAAAGAUGGGGAUGCUGGACCCACAGGCCCGCAGGGGCCCCGAGGACUGAGGGGCCUGCCGGGGAAGAAUGGAUCACCUGGCUCCCCGGGAGACCCUGGCUCUCCCGGAAACCCAGGUCAGAAAGGAGGCAAAGGAGAAAGUGGCAACCCAGGACUUCCUGGAUUCCAGGGCCCACGUGGGCCUCCGGGAGAACCAGGAGAGAAAGGAGUUCCGGGCAAGGAGGGUGCUGCUGGGAAGCCCGGAGAGCCUGGGUCCAAAGGAGAGAGGGGUGAUCCCGGGACCAAAGGGGACAAAGGGCCUCCCGGAGGGAAGGGCCAGCCUGGGGACCCUGGAAUUCCAGGUCACAAGGGCCACACGGGUCUGAUGGGCCCCCAGGGACCACCGGGGGAGAACGGAGCAGCAGGCCCCCCCGGGCCUCCAGGCCAGCCAGGAUUCCCAGGACCGAGGGGGGAGUCCCCAUCCACGGACACCCUGCGUCGGCUCAUUCAGGAAGAGCUUGGGAAACAGCUGGAAGCCAAACUUAGCUACCUCCUGGCCCAAAUGCCCCCAGCACACAUGAAGGCAUCUCAAGGCAGACCUGGGCCCCCUGGACCCCCUGGGAAAGAUGGGCUUCCGGGCCGCGCCGGCCCCAUGGGGGAUCCAGGCAGGCCGGGACAGGGUGGUCUGGAAGGACCUUCUGGACCUGUAGGACCCAAAGGUGAGCGAGGAGCCAAAGGUGAUCCAGGUGCACCUGGAGUGGGCCUGCGCGGCGAGACGGGUCCCCCUGGAAUCCCAGGUCAACCUGGAGAGCCUGGUUAUGCUAAAGACGGACUUCCUGGAAGCCCUGGGCCUCAAGGGGAAACAGGACCGGCAGGACACCCUGGACCCCCAGGCCCGCCAGGACCCCCGGGCCAGUGUGACCCCUCCCAGUGUGCCUACUUUGCCAGUCUGGCUGCCCGACCAGGGAACGUGAAGGGUCCCUAG